AUGAAGCUGGAAAUGAUCAUGAAUCGAGAGAAAAAUCUUGAGCUUUUUGGAAAGCUCAUCCGAACAAAAAAGAUAGAAAAUCUGCAAGGUGAUCAACAAAGAAGCCAUCAACCUGCUGAUUCUAGUGAUGCUAAACAGAAAUUACAGAAGUGCCUGACGACUUUAGACUUGACGUCCCUUGGAGUUGGUUCCUGUGUUGGAACAGGAAUGUACCUGGUAGCGGGAAUGGUAGCUCGAAGUGUCGCUGGACCAGGAGUUGUUAUUUCAUUCAUAAUAGCAGCAAUCGCUUCUAUUUUUUCUGGUGCGUGCUAUGCCGAAUUUGGUGUCCGAGUGCCUCAUACAACUGGAAGUGCAUAUAUGUACAGUUAUGUGACAGUUGGAGAAUUAAUAGCAUUUAUAAUUGGAUGGAAUAUGGUUCUCGAAUAUCUUAUUGGUACAAGUGCAUGUGCUUGUGCCUUGAGUGCUUGCUUGGAUGCCCUGGUAGAUGGCGCUAUUUCUAGCGCAAUCGGCAAUGGUUUUGGAACAUUUUUUGGACGACCACCUGAUUUCAUUGCCUUUGUAAUUACAUUAUUGAUGAUGUUACUAUUAGUAGCAGGAGUCAGAAAAUCCUUAGUAUUUAAUAAUAUUUUAAAUGCUAUUAAUCUCGCUGCCUGGGUUUUCAUAAUGGCCGCCGGAAUGUUUUACGUCGACUCAAGUAACUGGUCUGAACAUAAAGGAUUUCUACCGUAUGGUUGGAGUGGGGUGUUUACUGGUGCCGCGACAUGUUUUUAUGCUUUUAUCGGUUUUGAUAUUAUUGCAACAACAGGAGAAGAAGCAACCAAUCCAAAACGAAGUAUUCCAUUAGCGAUAGUUACAUCACUUCUUAUCAUCUUAACUGCAUACGUAACAAGCAGCAUGGUUUUGACAUUAAUUGUUCCAUAUGAUCAAGUAGAUACAGAUUCAGCGCUAGUAGACAUGUUUGGCCAAGUUGGAGCGAACAAAUGCAAAUAUAUUGUUGCAGUUGGAGCAGUAGCAGGAUUAACUGUUUCUAUGUUUGGUAGCAUGUUCCCAAUGCCUAGAAUAGUCUAUGCUAUGGCUCAAGAUGGACUUAUUUUUCGUCAACUCUUACCUUUGACAGGCACUCCAGCCUUAGCGACUUUCACGUCUGGAGUUGCUGCUGCUUUUGUUGCACUUUUAAUCCGAUUGGAUGUCUUAGUGGAAAUGAUGUCAAUCGGUACUUUAUUGGCUUACACACUCGUAUCAACAUGCGUUCUUAUUCUCCGUUAUCAGCCCCAUUCAACAAAUUUAAUUGAGCUGCUACCUCAAAGCCUACGUACACCUUGUCGAUCACCACCAAAGGAGACGCAAAAUAAUAGCUCAACCACGUAUAGCAAAGAAUUACGUUCCGAUCAACUUACCAGUGCGUUGAACACGAUACAUGCAACUCAAACAGAACUUACAACGAAUAGUAAUGGUCAGCGGGUUACUGUCCGACGUGUUCGAAGAGCGAAUAGCUCGUCUCCAGAAUCAGACGAUACAUACGGUGCAGAAGAAGAUGACGUUGGUCUGGGUAAAGAUGACCAAUAUCUAGUCAGCGAUAGAACAGAAAAUAAAUUUUAUGGUAGCGUUCAUGCUGCCGCGGCUGCUUCUAGUUGUAGUAGCGCUCAUCAGUAUCCUGGAACCACUCCAAUUAUUGGACCUCCCUUGAAUUACAUUCAAAGACGAUUGCAGGCUGCUCAAUACUUAUGUCCAGCAAUAUUUCCAUGGGUAGAUCGAGGACCUGCGACUGAAGCCUCGGGUCGCUACGUCAUGAAGAUGGUUGCCAUACUCUAUUUACUUAUUUUGAUAUUCGACUUCAUUGUAGUGGUCGGUAUGGGCAAUAUGGGCACUUUUACGACAAUUCUCCUAUUUUCAUUUUUGUUUGCCAUCAUUGGAGUAUUGUUAGCAAUAAGUAGAAAACCCCAGAAUAGGAGCUCAGUUAUGUUUAUGACUCCAGGACUUCCGUUCGUACCAGCGAUAGCAGUAACCGUUAACAUUUACCUCAUAUUCAAACUCAGUAUUUUGACUCUAGUUAGAUUUACUAUUUGGAUGACGUUGGGUUUUAUUGUGUAUUUCUACUACGGAAUAAAGAAUAGCACUUUAGAGCAAAAAGAUUCGGAUGAUAUUAUUAAUUCCAGCGAAAAUGUUGGAAAUAUAGAAUUAAAAAUUACUGACCAUGCAGGCGUAUCCCCAUCUCAUCGACACGCGAAUGAAUCAGACCGCAGUAUUUACGAAGGACAACAACUAGAUGCUUUUGGGCAGCCUGUAUUUGGUAGCACUAACUUUGGUGGUAAACCAAGUAAUUCCGGUGCUACAGCGCAAUUACAUUCUACAUCCCAAGGUUUUUUUGUUCCUGAAAAUAAUUUUCCCUCUUGGGAUGAUUAA
Messenger RNA from Cotesia congregata, 2403 nucleotides. NCBI's taxonomy places the organism in Eukaryota, Metazoa, Arthropoda, Insecta, Hymenoptera, Braconidae. The record is from the annotation of a GenBank genome assembly.